UGCUGUGUGGUUUUAUCAUAUACAGGAUAUUGGAUAAGCUUACUAUCGCUAGCGACAUCGAUUCUCAUAUCAAUGAUAACAACUGGAGUGCAGACGUGCAGUCAUUGGAUCAUCAUCAAUUUGUUGUUUUGUUGAUGUUAGAGUUAAUUUAGGAUGUUACCAUUGUCUUAUGGUAUUGUCAGUCCUGUCGUCCCUGUCAAUUGGAAUUGAUUCUUAAGUACUUAAUCAAGCGUUUAAAAUGUCACCCGGCUUUUUUCCGGCCGUUUUCCUAUGUUGUUUUUUAUGUUUCACCGCCGGUGAAAAUGAUGUUUUCUACACGGGAACGACUACUGGCAUUUGGAAGUACAUAUCAAAAAUCAACGAAUGCCAGUCAGCCAGAAAAGUCUGCUCUCCGGCCGAAGUGAAAACAGACAUUGAAAUAGCAGACUGUAUACUUUCCUAUGAUAUUUCCAAUGAUCCAAAAGACGUUAGUGUUGAUUUGAAAUUGAUUGAUGAUUGUCGAAUGAAAGUUGGCGAAUAUAUUUCUAAUUUGAGAUACGGAGAGGUGCUGAAACUCUUUGAACCCGUUUGCCAUGAUGAAUUGAGAAUGAUUUCAUGUGUGAGCCCAUUCAACGAAAUAUUAACAGCAGCGCAGUACUUCAAAUGUUUCAUGGAUAAUUUAACUAGUAUUAAAAAUGUAAAUUGUACCAGUAUUGUAAACCGUCUGAGCGUUCUUCCAUUCUUUCAACCUAUGGCGAUGAAGCCAUAUUUUGAAGAUUGUGUGAGUGAUAAGAUAAAAUUCAACUGCAACUCUCAUGCAGGAUCAGAAGUUCUUUUAUGUCUGCAAAAUCAUAUACUAGAAUUAAACCAAAAAUGUCAGGUGCAAAUUUUAAGAUUGUCUGAGAUUCAAGGCGAAAAUAUAAAAUACGACCGCCGACUUUUUGAGGCCUGCAAAGAUGAGAGGCAGCAUUUUUGUAAAACCUUUUUAAAAAUUGCGCCAGGAAAAAUGUAUGAAUGUCUCCUUAAGCAUAGAAAUGAAAUGGACAUGUCUUCACAGUGCCGGAAUGAACUUCUUCGCCAUGAACAAUUAAUCGCACAAGAUUACCUGGUGAGCAAAGGGUUGGUGAAAGCUUGCAGGGAAGACAUAAGAAAUAACCAUUGUAGGAAGUCAGUGUCUGAUGAUAAAAAUAUACGACUUGCACAGAUAUUACUCUGCCUCGAAAAUGCAACCCAUUAUGAUUCAAAUUUGGUUAAAAGUAAAUGUAAAGAAGAAAUGCUCGCUCACCGAAGGAUGUUACUGGAAGAUUACAGACUUUCGCCUGAAUUGGUCAACCAGUGUUCAAGGGUCAUAAGUAAAUAUUGUUCUCCAACUGAAUUUGGUGGGAAGACCAUUCACUGUCUCAUGGAUCAAGCAAAAGUCAGAAGAAAAAAUAAAAUUUCACCGAAUUGCUUAGCCGAGAUUGAAAUCUUAAUAAAAGAAACUGAUGUCGGUGAAGAUUGGAAAGCUGACCCGAUAAUUUGGAAAUCUUGCCAAAGUGUUGCUAGUGUCGCCUGCAACAGCUUUAUUCGUGAUGAUGCCAGGACCAUGAAUUGCUUAAUAGAUAAGCUUGGGACUUCUUUGAUGACUGAAGAGUGUGAACUAUCUCUUCGGCAAGUCCAGUACUUUUUAGCAAGAGAUUACAAGCUAGAUCCAAUGCUUUUUAAAGCGUGCAAUGAACAAGCUUCAGAGCUUUGUGGUGCAAAUCCAAUCUGGGCUCACAACUCAAAUAGGAACAGAAAUUUUGUUUUGCCUUGUUUGUUUGUUAAUUCUGAUAAAUUGACUCCAAUGUGCAGUAAUGAGGUGAGGCGAGUGAUGCGCCAGAGAGCCCUUAAUGUUGACCUUCACCCAAACGUCGAAUUAGCAUGUAUUGACGAUUUGGCGAAAUUCUGCAGUGAAAAAAGUGCCAAAGGAGAAGAGAUCCUUUGUUUACAAGAUAACCUAGAGAAACUUAAGCCAGAAUGUACUGUGUCGAUUUACAACUUUACUGAGCUACAGUCACAAUUUAUUGAGCUGAAUCCUAUUAUUACUACAAACUGCCAAGAUGUAGCUAAUGAAAUUUGCCAGGACAAAGGGCAAGAACUUUUGGAAUGUCUCAUAGAGAAAAAGAAUGAUCCUCUAAUGAAACUACACUUGAAGUGUAGGGCUGCUGUUGAACAUCAGCAAUUAAUAAGUCUCAAAGAUUAUCAUUUCACCUAUAAAUUUAAAAAAGCCUGUAAAUUUCAUGUGAAUAGGUUCUGUCCAGGACCAAAAGAUAAAGCAGAGGUUGUGAAGUGCCUCAGUGAAAAAAUCAGAAAUGAUACAUUAAUGGGAAGCAAACAGCAUAUAUCUAAAGAAUGCCAUCAACAGUUAAGAUCUCAAUUAUUACAACAAAGAGAAAAUGUAGACCUCAACCCUAAGCUAAAAGCUGAUUGUAAUAAUGAUAUUAAAACUAUUUGUGGCCAAGUUACACAUGGCAAUGCUAAAGUUUUGGAAUGCCUGAUGGCGAAAAAGGUUCAUUUGAGUGAAUCUUGUAAAAGAAGAAUAUUUUUGAUCGAAAGGCAAGAGCUUACAGAUAGCUAUUCUGAUUACACACUGAUACACACGUGUAAAACAAUGUUAGAUAAAUUCUGUCGCAAUUUAACCAGCUCUGAUCAACCCCUCAAUUGCCUAAAAAAAUAUAAAUUUUUUGAAGAAUUUGAUUACAACUGUAGGGCAAUAGUUGUACAGAGGAUGAUAGAACAAUCUACAGACUACAGAUUUGAUCUUGAUCUACAAACUAGUUGUAGAAAAGACAUCACUGAAUACUGUACUAGCGCCUUGACGCAUCAUACAGAUCGGGACACUACAAAAACGAUGGUUAUGAAAUGUCUUAAGACACAGUUUCGAAUGGGUCGUUUGUCGAAACAAUGUGAAGCACAGGUUGUAAAUUCUUUAAGGGAAGCUGCACUUAAUUAUAAGUUAAAUCCACUUCUUUCAACAGUGUGUUAUUCAGAGAUUCAAACACUGUGUCAGAAUGAAAAUGAUAAUUCAAAGAUAGACAGAGGCGAGGUUGAAGAAUGCCUAAAACAAGCUUUGUACAAUGGGCAGAUUUCUGAUUUUGUCUGUAAACAAGAAAUUAUUGAGCUCCUCAACGAGGGAAAAGCUGAUAUUCAGACGGAUCCACUUUUAUACAAAGCUUGUUUAAAGGAUUUACAAACACACUGCCAAUCAGUUGAAAAGGGCGCAGGCAGGCAAUUAGAAUGUUUAAUUCACAUUUUACAUGGGGAAGACCUCAAUCAGAAGUUACACUGGUCUUGUGAGAAAAUGUUGAAGGAAAGAGUUGAAAUGUACAAGAUCAAGCUCCCAAGAAGAAUGGAGAAUCUAGGUGAACUGUAUGGUCAAGUGUCAACUUCUCCGUCGCGGAAAUAUUUUAUGGUCAUUGCUCUGACCUUUAUUGGCAUGACGUUUAUUAGUGGAAUGUUCUGUGGGCGUAUAUUAAGGAGGUCAAGAGCUGUGAAGAACAAAUAGAUAUAAACUCGAAAGACUGGAGGUUUUUUCUUUUUGCAACGAUGACCAUCUAAGUGAGAAAUGUGUAUGCUGUCAAUUAAGAAAACUGUGCAUAGUUGUUUUUGUUUCUUGUGAUGUUUAUCGAACUAACUAGAAA
Messenger RNA from Cimex lectularius (bed bug), 3641 nucleotides. RefSeq names its product Golgi apparatus protein 1 (gene Glg1). Gene Ontology annotation, cellular component: Golgi membrane. The transcript is spliced from 17 exons. The record is from RefSeq and is a predicted model, not a curated record. Gene Ontology annotation, molecular function: fibroblast growth factor binding. NCBI's taxonomy places the organism in Eukaryota, Metazoa, Arthropoda, Insecta, Hemiptera, Cimicidae. Bases 239 to 3505 code for a protein of 1088 amino acids.